CCAUUUCUGCCAGUAUAAAAGGAGAGGCAUGCACUCGUCCUUCCCCGUAGCGAGCCAAAGAAGAGGAAGCUACUCGAGUGCCUUCCACCACCCUCAAGCCAUGGCGCUGGCCUCCACCAACGACGCGCUGCUUGCCAACUACGUCCCCGUCUACGUCAUGCUCCCUCUGGGCGUCGUCAACGCCGAGAACGUCUUCGACGACCCCGACGGGCUACGGGAGCAGCUGAAGCAGCUCAGGGCGGCCAACGUCGACGGCGUCAUGGUGGAUGUCUGGUGGGGGAUCAUCGAGACCAAGGGCCCCAAGUGCUACGAGUGGAGCGCCUACAGAGAGCUGUUCAAGAUGGUGCAGGAGGAGGGGCUCAAGCUGCAGGCCAUCAUGUCCUUCCACCAGUGCGGCGGCAACGUCGGCGACGCCGUCUACAUCCCCAUACCGCAGUGGGUGCGCGACGUCGCCGCCGCCAACCCGGACAUCUUCUACACGAACAGGAGCGGCACCAGGAAUCCGGAGUACCUCUCCCUCGGGGUGGAUAACGAGCCGCUCUUUGGCGGGCGUACCGCCGUCGAGCUCUACAGCGACUUCAUGAAAAGCUUCAGAGAGAACAUGGCGGACUUCCUGCACGCUUGUCUUAUCAGGGACAUAGAGGUAGGCCUCGGCCCUGCCGGAGAAUUGAGGUACCCAUCCUAUCCACAGGUCCAGGGAUGGAAUUUCCCGGGCAUUGGGGAGUUUCAGUGCUACGACAAGUAUGUCACGGCAGAUUUCCGUCAAGCUGUAGCCGAGGCAGGGCAUCCUGAUUGGAAGUUGCCAGAUGAUGCAGGUGAGUACAAUGACACCCCCGAGAAGACAAAGUUCUUUGCAGAGAACGGGACGUACCUCACAGAGAAGGGGAAGUUCUUCCUGACUUGGUACUCCAACAAGUUGCUGAAGCACGCAGACCAGAUCCUUGAUCGGGCCAACCAGGCUUUCCUCGGAUGCAAACUGAAGCUUGCCAUCAAAGUGUCUGGUGUUCACUGGUGGUACAAAGACGAUAGCCAUGCAGCAGAGCUCACCGCGGGCUACUACAACUUGAAGGUGCGAGAUGGCUACAGAACCAUUGCACGGCAGCUGACGAGGCACGAUGCCGUUCUGAACUUUACCUGCGUCGAGAUGAGAGACUCCGAGCAACCCGAAGAAGCCAAGAGUCGGCCUGAGGAGCUCGUGCAGCAGGUGCUGAGUGCGGCGUGGAGGGAGGGGAUCGAAGUAGCCUGCGAGAAUGCACUGAAUCGGUAUGACACGGCAGCAUACAAUGUAAUGCUGAGGAACGCGAGGCCGAAUGGGAUCAAUCCGAACGGCCCUCCCAAAGUGAGGAUUUCUGCAUUGACGUAUCUCCGACUCUCGGACGUUCAGCUGGAGAGCGAAAACUGGGCGAUAUUUAAAUUGUUCGUGAAGAAAAUGCAUGCUGAUCAGGAUUAUUGCCCGGAUUCACAGAAUUUCUUCAAGCCCAUCACACCUAUGAAAAGAUCGAAGCCAGAGAUACCGAUCGAGAAGAUCCUUGAAGCAACAGAGCCUUUGGAGCCAUAUCCAUUUGAUCCAGUCACUGAUAUGUUCAGUGAUGAGGCCUCCGAGACUUCCUAGGUUGAGCAAUCAAGAAGAUAAGAUAAAUAAGAUCCUUCCUGCAGUGGAUCCGUGAGGAACAUCAACCUAGUUAUGAGUUUGUGAACUACAAUAAGUAAGAGCUUGUGACAUUAAUAAUGUCUAUUCCAUGUUGUGUGUGAUAAUGUAUGCGUGAGACUACUAGAAAAAUGCUAUCAAGAAUAAAGUUUCAGGAACUUUAUGUUGGUUUAGCAUCUCUAAAAUGAUGUUAAUUAGGACCCUGAUAUUUACUUUGUGAUAUGAGACUCUCUUACAAGA
Molecule: messenger RNA, 1888 nt
Organism: Musa acuminata subsp. malaccensis (wild Malaysian banana)
Lineage: Eukaryota; Viridiplantae; Streptophyta; Magnoliopsida; Zingiberales; Musaceae
Source: RefSeq, a predicted model, not a curated record